Messenger RNA from Anopheles moucheti, 6028 nucleotides. RefSeq names its product homeotic protein female sterile. The transcript is spliced from 4 exons. Gene Ontology annotation, cellular component: cytoplasm. NCBI's taxonomy places the organism in Eukaryota, Metazoa, Arthropoda, Insecta, Diptera, Culicidae. The record is from RefSeq and is a predicted model, not a curated record. The coding region runs from base 1219 to 3129 and encodes 636 amino acids.
UCUGUGCGUUCGGUUUGCGAUCCUCAUCAGACCACCAUUCAGCCCGAGCGACGCACAUGGGCCGUAUGUGGUCUUCCAUCUCUUCUUGCUGUGUAGUGUAACGGGCAGAGUAUCAUUUACGGAAAGACAAGCAUUACACACCGCGGCCUACUAGCGUUUGCUACAUCUUCCUUUCAAAAGCCGCUUGCUCGUGAUCCGUGUGUGUCUGCAUCGCAGCAGAUGACGAUGACGACGACGACGAAGACCAUUAUAGACUGUGUGGUUGCGCUGUGCUGUCAAUGAAGAAUGCAGUUUUAUUGCAUUACCGUCGCCGCCGUCGACCACGUCAACUAUGGUUGUCUGCAUUGUCGUGAUUAGGAAACGCGAAGAUACCGUGAAACGACGACAGAAAAAGAGCAAACGAGAAACAGGCCACAACACCACUGCGACCGCCACCAUCUCGAGGCAGCGAAACCAUUGUGCAUAAUAUCUCGGUGACCGGAAAUCGGAUGGAAGCAGUACCGUAAGAAGCGUUACAUCCUAUCCACCCAUUGGCUGCUGGCAAGAAGUACACAUCGACAACAUCAAAAACAACAAACCCCCCCCCCCCCCCACUGGCGGCGGAAAAGUUGCACGUGGUGUUGUGCUAUUCGCAGUGUGCUAGUGUGCGGCUGGCCGUGGUGAUGUGCUGGCUGUCUCGGCUGCUGCUGGUGCUGGUUUCGCGUACCUUUCUUCGUGGCAUCCGUGCGCCGGUGCAUUCUCUAGCAGGUUGAUUCUUUGUUGCACGAAGGCACCUUUGUCUCCCGACGAGUGUUGUUGUUUUUUUUUAUCAUUUACACUUCCAAGGACUAUCGUUUCCUUUUGUGUCUGCGUGGCUGAACCGGGAAAAGCACAUGAAGGUUCCAAUACUGCACACACUUGGCACGGUUGUGUUUGUUUUGUUGGGCGGAAGAAGUGCCAGCUACGCUUUUUAGGACGAGCCAGUGCCAGACAAGUGAACGGGGCCCAACUUAUCGAUAAAGCGGAAUUAUUCUAGUGAAGCGUCAAACGUCGAACCGACCCGUUUGGUGCGUUUUUCCCACAAACACACAAUUAUCGAGGGGGUGCGCAAAAAUAAAAGUGGCCCCACAGCGUUAGAGAAGUUCUAUGUGUGGUGCUGUACCGUGUGUGUGAAUCCUUCGCUCAAGUCGUGCUAGUUUUGUGCGUGUGUGUGUGUGAAUCCUUCCGGUCCAAAACACGAUGAAUUCCGGGUCCGAUUUUGGUACCGCGAUCCGGCAGAACAGUUCACCCAAGCACGACUUCCCACUGCAGAAUGGACCAAGCCACCCGGUCGAGUACCAGAAUUACAUCGGUACAGCAGGCGGAGGAGCGGGUGCUGGUGGUGGAGGCGGUGUAGGAAUGCAAAACCAUCAGGCACAGCAGCAGGAUUUGACGAUCGAUGGUAUACCGAACAAUUUCCCCCAUCGGCGAUCGCGGGCAUCGCGAACGUUCAAGAAUCCACCGCAGCCACACAUGUGCAUCAAGGAGCGAACCGUGGACGGGAAGGAGGUGUUCAUCAACGUGCUCAGCUGGACGCGUAUCGCCAACCCGGACAAUCCGGACGCACCGAUACCGCUGUACGGUGGUAUGAAAGUGGGCAAGAUUCCUCCCGGUAGCCCGAAAGUGCCACCGCUAGUCUAUGCAGUAAUGGCGAGCCCAGAGGUACUGAAGAAGGCUGGUCGUAAAUGCCCCGACACACCGGAACGAAUGAAUCUGGUCGAUUUGAUGUGCGAGUUUGUGGAAGCCAUGAAUCCUUCUUUGCAUCUGUCGAGAAAACCUGAAAUACUCAAAGAUCGUGACCUGUCCGGUGAGUUGAAAGACGUAUGGAGUGCGGUACAGGCGUGUCGUGAUAAGGGCCGUUCGGAUAAUGGUCCUCCGGAGAAUCUAGUCGUCUACACCGAGUUCGGUCCGGACAGUGCACCCAGCUACGAGCAAACGAUACAGCAACAUCAGCAACAGCAACAGCAUCAGCAUCACCUGCAAUAUCAACAGCAAUACGAGCAGCUUCCAAAUUCACACGAACAGCAGGGUCGUUUUCCCUUAUCGGUUGGUUCAACCGGGCAGCAGCAGCAGCAACAGCAUUACCCUUAUCAUCAUCAACAACAAAGUGCAAUUAAUCUCAACAACCACAGCAACUCCUCCAUACUCACCAGUAUUGAACAGCAGAUCUCAGCGAUAUCCGUUACGGACGGUAUUGAAGGUACGAUCGGUACCAACGGCAUCACACCGACCACCGCGAACGGACCGAGCAACAACGAUGAGAUGCUGACGAAGGAAACUGAAAGUCUGAAACUGUCUUCUAGCAAUGGUAGUAGCAGCGGUACGGUUAGCAAAACCAACGGAAUAACACUGCCUAACGCGGAUGCUAUCGCGAACACCGCACCCCCAAUGACCUCGUCUUCUUCUCCAACUGUGCCACAAACGUCACCGACAAACUCUACGCCAGUGAUGCCUGCCAAGGAGCCGACAAAAAGCUCUUCGGGACACAACUUUUUUCCCAUGUUUCGCUCGUCGAAAAGUAGCAACAGCAGCAGUAGCAGCGCUAGUAGCAUCGCUGCUAAUAGUAGCAGCACUGGCGGCAACAACAGUGCCGCUAACAACGCACAGUUAAGCUCAGGUACCGGAUCCGGUGGCGAUAAACCUGCCGUGAAUGGUGGUGGUAGUAGCGAAUCGAUGGCAUCUUCCAACGCGUCCAGCGACAAUGGAACGUCCGAACCGCCGAAGGCAACGAAAACGAGCAGUAAAAAGAGUGGACUAAACUUCUUCCGACGAAACAAAUCGACCACGGAUGGUGGGGGCAGUAAGAAGGAACCAUCAACACCCACCAAACAAUCUCCAGCGGCCGGCGUACUUCCGGCCGGUAUUUCUUCAGCGACUUCCGGGCCUGCAACGCCGGCUGCCACGGGUGCAGCUUCUACCGGACCGGAGGCGAAACUGCAGACGCUCAUGGACAACGAUGCCAUAUCGCACGGAAAUCAUCGCGGCCAUCAAAAUCAUCCAUAUCAUCUGGAUAGUGGUAGCAAUGGGAAUGGUGGGGGUGGUGGUGGUGGCGAUAGUGGCAAUGGUGGAGAAAUACUUGAAACAAGUACGGCCACUAUCGCAGCAAAGUAAUGAGAGAACACCGUAGCUCACCCUCAAUGGUGCGCGCACUUCGUCUUUUCGGGUGUGCCACGAGCGAGCUGGCGCUCCUUGGCAUGUGAUAUUUUCGGCUGGGCAGGACCCUUCCUCCCUUACCUCUUCUUUUUUACCGCCCUCCGCUGGCCAAUAUCCUGGGUUGGUGCGUGAGAAAGUUGAUUGAUGGUUGAUGAUUUUAUUGUAUUAUUCAGUCGAUCCACAUUCCUACCUUUAGUGGGAGGUGCUCUUUUCUGGGGGACAUGGUUUCGACAUUAGUGGAUAAAUCUUAUUGCGGGUUGGCGUGGUGCAUGUGGGAGAGUGUGUAUGUAGGAAUAGUGUGAGUUUGAUAGAAGAAGUGUAAAUAGCAGUGCCCGCAUUCAGAGACUCGAUUGUAAGCUGCUUGCUAAGGGAAAACAUAAGGACACAAGGACAGGGUGCAGAUAGAACAAAUGUUUUUUAAAACUCUCCUUCUGGAAGGAACAACUCAUCGGUAAAACAUUGCUCACACCUUUCCAUCUCAGUAGAAUAGUGUUCGUUUGAUUUUUGUUCUAUUCUACAGAGCGUAUUCGAGCGUUCGAUUGAAUAAUGGCUACAUUGUAUUAGCAAAUGAUUAGCGCACUAGGAAAUAGACUCCAUCAGCUAACCGCUAUUAUUACAUACGGUAUUGUAAUGAAGGUACACACCUUCACACCAAUGCUACUGCCAUCUGUUGUUUCCCCGCCCAAACAAAAUGGCAUUAAUGGGAACAGUUAGAUCAACAAUUCGAUUUUAAAUGCACGGCUGGAAUGAGAUCAAUGAAUAAUCAUUACCUUUGUAUCGUGAAACAGUUGUAAGCUAUCUUUCACAGUGCUUUUGCUGUAGAGAUGCUUAAGGUCAUUUUAACCGAUCGGAUUCGAACGGGAUUCGAAUCCUUGGUAUGAACUAAAAGAAAAUAAACAGCGCUCGCUACUAUUUGGUAGGAAAGCAAACAGUAUUGUGCGCUAAACUGCUUUACCGUAGGCGACAUAGCGUAUAAAGUGGUUAGAAUAGACACACUUUUGUGUGACAAACCGAUCGUGGAGAAAUGUAACGGUGUACUAUAAUGUACUACCGUUGCUGUUUUGCAACAGGACACAGUAGACGCUAGCGAACAUGAUUUCGAACAAACGAACAACAGUGAGAGAAUUAAACGAUGAACCGGUGCAUAAGAGUUGUCAAUUUCCCAAAUGUGAAGCGAAACAGAGAGAGUGUGAAGCAAAACAUAAUAUUCUAUGAUAAUCGUUUUUAAAAGCAAGGAUCGAGGUGAGUUUAUGGAACGGGGUACAGGCGUUGCGGGCAGUAGGGAGUGUAAAGUAUGUUAAUUACAUUGAUAUUAACAAUGUUUGUUCUCGUUUAGGCACGCGGAAGAGUAUGGGCAGGAAUAGGCUAGAAUAUAGUGGACGGUGCACAUUUUCUACUUCACCUUCAUCCGACUAUCUAUGCGGUAUUAUGCUCUUUUCUAUUCAGUACGGUAUACAUAUAUAUACUAUAUAGAACCAUUUUGUGACCAGAUACUAUUUAAGCAACGUCAAACACAGGACAGACACACUCCGCACGCACCUUGUGACACACGGGUCCGGUACUUGGUUAGGACACGCUGAAAGACAUGCAAAUGCUGCCAUUUUGUUUAGUGAAACACGUAAGACAGAGGACAGAGUAAGAUUUUUUUCUUAUUUCGUUCGUUCGUUUUCCAUUCUGAAGUGAGACUGGGUUGCGAUGGAAAGGCAGGCGGCCGACAGGGGAUCUCUUAAUGCGACUAGAACUAUGUAGAAUGUAGAGUUACGCGAUACGUUAGAGAAUGCUAAAGUGUAUCCCUACCGUUGCCGGCUGGUCCUGGGAUGGAUCGCUUAAGUACUGCGUUUAGUCGAAUGAUUAAUGAAACGAGUUGCAAUUAGACACACUCACAAUGCAAAUGAUGAGGCAACAAAGAAAGUACUGCGUGUACUUGAAAUGUACUAAGUUUUUUUUUAACCAGAAAAAAGGUAUUUUAGCAAGCUUGUUGAGUGAAAGAAGCCACUUUCGAACGUGAUUAAUCUUAUGCUUAUUUUGUGUGUUUGUGUGGGUUUCUUUUGAUGUUUAUGCGAUAGUGUUUCGGUUUAGUAUAAAUAAGUGAUGGUUUAGCCAAGAUAGGUUAGCAAACGCAUCUAUUCGUUCCUUCCUACUGUUAGAUGUGGAGUGGCCCGUAGUGUGCUGCUCUCGUUGUGUAAGUUUUUGCUUUCACCGCUCCACCACGAAACAAAUCAAAGAUCUCAUUUUGGCCGCGUUUGGGGUUAGCGAAAAGAGGAUCGAAUUUAGUUUUGCUCUCUUACUAUGGUGGACGCCCUAAAGUCACUAGGUAAAGAAAAGGGAAUGAAGUCUGCAGAUGAUAAAUCAAUGACCGGAAUAUAAAACUGCCAGUGAGAGCACACACCUUAAUGAGGGAUUGUACUUUUCAGUCAGACAUCUUGCCUAAGUUAUUACAUGUGGUUUCGGAUGCACUCUCGUUCAUUCCUCAUUAAUUUACCCUCUAUCCGAGCAAACGAACGGGUCGUGGCAAGUGUGGUACAUCUUUCGUACAAUUAACCGACAGUAUAGAACACAUUAGGGUAGCAGUUUUCGCUCGUUAGUGCAAACCGUAAGCGAUGGUGCGCGAUCGCACAGCUAGCAUAUGAAUCCGUGAUAGACAGCAUCGAGACGCGCGUAUUUAUUUCAUUUCAAAGUUCAAUAUGUACUGCAGCAAUAGGAAGGUGUGCGUGUGCCGAGUGUAUGUGAGAUUUUCUUUCGUCUAAUCUGCGCGCAGUGCAGUUUUAAUCAUAAUUGUUUAGAUAUAUAUAUAUAUAUAUACAUAUAUUUUAGCGCAUAUCAAACGCAUUAGCUAAUUACAACUCCGUACACUCCA